Molecule: messenger RNA, 981 nt
Organism: Nipponia nippon (crested ibis)
Lineage: Eukaryota; Metazoa; Chordata; Aves; Pelecaniformes; Threskiornithidae
Source: RefSeq, a predicted model, not a curated record
GUGCGCCGCACCGUCCCCCAGGGGCUGAAGAGCCUCUACAAGAAGAAGCUUUUACCGGUGGAAGAGUUUUACCGCUUCCACGAUUUCCACUCGCCGGCGCUGGAGGACGCCGAUUUCGACAACAAGCCGAUGGUGUUGGUGGUGGGGCAAUAUUCCACCGGGAAAACCACGUUUAUCCGUUACCUGCUGGAGCAGGACAUCCCCGGCAGCCGGAUCGGCCCCGAGCCCACCACCGAUUCCUUCGUGGCCAUCAUGCACGGCGAGACCGAGGGCAUCACGCCGGGCAACGCCCUCAUCGUCGAUCCCAAAAAACCUUUCCGCAAGCUCAAUCCCUUCGGGAAUACCUUCCUUAAUCGGGCUGGGUUUUGGGCUCCGGCGGGGGGGAUCCCCAAUUCCCGCCUCCCCCCCCGCCCAGGCUACGACUUCCCGGCCGUGCUGCAGUGGUUCGCCGAGCGCGUGGACCUCAUCAUCCUCCUCUUCGACGCCCACAAGCUGGAGAUCUCGGACGAGUUCUCCGAGGCCAUCCGAGCCCUCAAGGGCAACGAGGACAAGAUCCGGGUGGUCCUGAACAAGGCCGACAUGGUGGAGACGCAGCAGCUGAUGCGCGUCUACGGGGCGCUGAUGUGGUCCCUGGGGAAGGUGUUCAACACCCCCGAGGUGCUGCGCGUCUUCAUCGGCUCCUUCUGGUCCGAGCCGCUCCUCAUCGCCGACAACCGGCAGCUCCUUUCGGCGGGGGGCGCGGACCUNNCCCGGGACCGGCGCCGUGCCGUGCCGUGCCGUGCCGGGGGCCCUGACGGAGCCCCGCGCUGCCCCCAGGUCCACGCGCACAUCAUCAGCCGCCUGAAGAAGGAGAUGCCCUCCGUCUUCGGGAAGGACAACAAGAAGAAGCAGCUGAUCGCCAAACUGCCGCUCCUCUUCACCCGCAUCCAGCUGGAGCAUCACAUCCCGCCCGGAGACUUCCCCGACUGCGCCCGCAUGCAG